Exaiptasia diaphana is the source of this 1467-nucleotide messenger RNA. Its product is annotated as fructose-bisphosphate aldolase C. The record is from RefSeq and is a predicted model, not a curated record. Lineage: Eukaryota; Metazoa; Cnidaria; Anthozoa; Actiniaria; Aiptasiidae. Bases 16 to 1467 code for a protein of 483 amino acids. Gene Ontology annotation, molecular function: fructose-bisphosphate aldolase activity. Gene Ontology annotation, cellular component: cytosol. Gene Ontology annotation, biological process: glycolytic process; fructose 1,6-bisphosphate metabolic process. The transcript has 4 exons.
UAAAAGCUGCACGUAAUGGAGAAAGCAAGUCUACAAUUGAAUAUGGAUGCCCCUUUGACUCCUGACCUCAAAGCAGAGCUGAAAAGAAUCGCCGAAGCUAUUGUAGCUCCUGGUAAAGGGAUUCUUGCAGUAGAUGAAAGUGCAGGUACAAUGGGAAAACGUCUAAGUGGAAUCGGCGUUAAGAACACCGAAGAAAAUCGUCGCCAGUUCCGGCAACUUUUGUUMACGAGCGGUGCGAACAUGAAAGAUGCCAUUAGCGGUGUAAUUCUUGUUGAAGAAACCUUGUACCAGAAAGCAGACGAUGGGACUCCAUUUGUGAAAAUCCUUCGCGAUAAUGGGAUCGUUUCUGGGAUCAAGGUCGAAAAAGGAGUUGUUCCACUUGCGGGAACUUUAGAAGAAAGCACCACUGAAGGUUUGGAUGGUCUUGCUGAACGUUGUGCGCAGUACAAGAAAGAUGGCUGUGACUUUGCUAAAUGGCGCUGCGUCCUUAGAAUAAGUGACACGACACCGUCAGAAUUAGCCAUGAAGGAAAAUGCUAAUGUCCUUGCACGAUAUGCUACUAUCUGCCAACAAAAUGGUCUUGUUGCUAUCGUGGAACCCGAAGUGCUCUGUGACGGUGAGCAUACUUUGGAAAGAGCUCAAACCGUCACCGAAGCCGUUCUUUCUCACCAGUACAAGGCACUGAUUGAUCAUCACGUGUAUUUAGAGGGAACGCUUUUGAAACCCAACAUGGUCACUGCAGGACAAAGUUGCCCAACCAAGUACACCCCUGAACAAUGUGCUCAAGCAACAGUUCAAACACUGCAGAGGACUGUUCCUGUUUCUGUUCCUGGUAUAGUGUUCCUGUCAGGUGGACAAUCUGAGGAGCAAGCAUCAGAACAAUUACGUGAACAAGCAAAAGCCUGGAUGGAAGAAAAGCGUCAAAUAAGGAUGGAAUUUAAGAAACGGCUAGAAAAAGAUGACAAGGAAGCAAGGGCACAAAUGAUACAGUAUUUCAGAGAGAUAACUGAGCAGUAUGAAAUCCGCACAAUGGAGAUUUUAGCAGACAACCGACAGAAAAGGAAAAAUCAACAGAAAGCAGAAUUUCAAGCUAAAAAAGCACAAAAGGAGAUUGAGCUUGAUGAUGAAUUCAAAGCUAAAAGAGCUAAAAAAGAGAUUGAGCUUGAUGAGGAAUUUAAUGCAAAGAGAGCUCAAAAAGAGUUUGAUCUUGAUGACGAAUUCAAAGCCAAAAGAGCUCAGAAAGAGAUUGAUCUUGAUGAUGAAUUCAAAGCUAAAAGAGCUCAAAAAGAGAUUGACCUUGAUGAUGAAUUCAAAGCCAAAAGAGCUCAAAAAGAGAUUGACCUUGAUGAUGAAUUCAAAGCCAAAAGAGCUCAAAAAGAGAUUGACCUUGAUGAUGAAUUCAAAGCCAAAAGAGCUCAAAAAGAGAUUGAAUGUCCAAAAGCAGAGAAAACAAAAUUGUCUGCAUAA